CCGGGCCUCGGGGCCCUUACGGAGAAUGGGGCUGCGCCGUCGAUGGCGAUGCGCCGGGACGAAGCUGCGAGUACACGUGGUGGAGGCCGAGGUUGGCACCUGCGCGGGCGGACGACGGGGCGGGGUAGAGCGACUGCUGCCUGCCUGAAUGCCUGCCUGCCUCUGCCUGCCUGAAUGCCUGCACACGACAGAGAGCGAGCGAGAGACGGGGCAGAGAGAGGGAGAGAGAGGAAGGCGGGGGCGAGGGGCGAGGGACGAGAGAGGAAAAGGAGGAGGAGGAGGAGAAGAGGGAGGAAGAAGAAGAAGACGGCGGAGGAAGAGAGAUCUCGAAUUGAUCGGCGAACUCGAGUCUCGACAGGACAGCAGGGGCGGACCGAUCGUUCACUUCUGGACAAUAGACAGCCUUUGAACGCCGCGCCAUGAGGGGCCCUCGUGCGUUCGCUCGAACGCUAUGCCGUGGAGCGCCUGCUUUAUGGCCGAGAGGACGAGAGGGGGCUCGGGGAGGAUCGGUGGUGGCAGGGGCCAAGAACGCCCAGGCGCAGCAACUGCAGCAGCAGACCGUUCUGCUUGGGAUAUGGCGCCGGGGUUGGAUGUGGGGUCGGGCACCCGCGAUGGAGGUCUCUUGAAUUCCUAUGAGGCGGAGCCCGAUCGCGUGGCCGUGAUUGGAAGCGGUAAUUGGGGGAGCGUGGCGGCUCGCCUUGCUGCGACCAAUGCUCGCCGUCUCCCUUACUUCCAAGAUGAAGUGCGAGUUUGGGUUUACGAGGAGAAACUCAGCAAUGGAGAAUUACUGAGCGACGUUAUAAACAAAACUCAGGAAAAUGUGAAGUAUUUACCCAAUGUAAAGCUGGGGCCCAAUGUUGUGGCAGAUCCUAAUCUGGAGACAGCUGUGAAGAAUGCUACCAUGCUGGUAUUUGUCAUGCCUCAUCAAUUUAUCGAGGGCAUUUGUCAGAAGUUGAAGGGAAAGAUUCGACCCGACGCAAAAGCCAUAUCUCUCAUCAAAGGCAUGGAAAUGGGCGACGAUGGCCCGCGCCUAAUCUCCAGGGAGAUCAGUGAGCAAUUAGGGAUAGACUGUUCUGUACUGAUGGGUGCCAACAUAGCAAAUGAGAUAGCUGUCGAACAAUUUAGCGAGGCAACUGUUGGCUACAGAGACGAUAAGGAAACUGCGGAUAAAUGGGUUCAAGUGUUUGGAACACCCUACUUUCAAGUCACUCAUGUCCAAGAUGUGGAAGGGGUCGAGCUGUGCGGGACCUUGAAGAACAUAGUCGCAAUUGCUGCUGGUUUGGUGGACGGUCUCGGCAUGGGGAACAACACCAAGGCUGCUAUCAUGCGCAUUGGGCUGAAGGAGAUGAUCCUGUUUUCCAAGCUCUUAUUUCCAUCCGUACAAGAUGCCACAUUCUUCGAAAGUUGUGGAAUCGCAGAUCUAAUCACCACUUGCCUUGGGGGCCGCAACAGAAAGGUUGCCGAUGCUUUUUCAAAACAUGGGGGAAAGCGAUCUUUUGACGAGCUGGAAGUAGAGUUGCUGAAUGGCCAAAAGCUACAGGGAGUAUUAACGGCGAAGGAAGUAUUUGGUCUCUUGAAGGCUAAAGAUUGGGAGGAGUCUUUUCCUCUAUUUUCAACUGUACACGCAAUAGCUACACGGCAUUUGCCCCCCUCAGCAAUUGUGGAGUACUCGGAACGUGCUCCUCGAAAAAUUGUGCUCGUCUGAUUGGUUACUGAUGGAAGUACCGUGUUCUUAGAACAAAUGGCAUGGCAGUAUCCUUAGGCAGAGCUUAGAGCUCAGUCAUUCGGUUCUGUUCAAUCUAUAUAAUUUUGGAGCGGCAACUUCAUUUCCUGUUUCCCGAAGAUCAGUUUCUCCUUCCAAAGAGGAGCGAUCUGUGCCACCAACUCAAAUGUCACCUUCGCAAUUAAUGGAGGAUGCAAGACAGAUAAAAAAUAGUGCUUCCAUCUGAGGUGAAUUAAAAUACGCGGAGCGUGGUGCCAGUGUUUAAAUAUACGGGCUUAUGUUGGCUUGUGGGUGAAAUUUGAAGUUGAAUCACUAUUUUGUAUAGGUUCACCUCUGAUGCUGGUAAGCCUUUCUUGAGUACUGAUUCGGUUUUCUCACCUGAUGGCCCAGGUUUACUUCACAUGAUGCAGAUAAGUCUGAUCGCACCUGUAUGAAGCUUGUAUGUUCGCUACAUUGUAAUUUCGUAUGCUUGGCUAAAUUUCGAUGUCGAUGAUUUCACUCACAUCAUGCAGAAAAUCAGAUGCUUUCAAUCUUGAUCUUGAUUAUUACAGCCGGUAGCUUCAAUCCGUCGGUGGGACUGAUUAAUGUAAACUACAGCAGCAGUAAUUCAAUAAAUUGAACAACUUCACACUUUAUAAAUCUCGGAGUUUAUGCGGCGAGCUAUCUCCUCGUAGUAUAUACUUAAUCCCCCCAAAGAUGAUAGUCACCUAGGUACCAUAUACUUUUGACGGUGUGUCCUUAUAAUGCCCUUAUUCGUCUGAGACUUACAAAAUCUUCGAAAAUUGUUCUAAAUUUAUAUGCCAUUGAAAUUUUUUCUGCUUCUUUAUGCUCGAGAAGAAAGUGGGCCGAUUUCUCUGAAAAACGGAUCUAAGCGUGUAAAAUCUUCUUCUUGUCCGUAUUAUGGCGGCAGUAAGCUAUCUUUUCAGUUUCUGAAAAGUUAUAACCAAACCUGAG
This is a messenger RNA of Marchantia polymorpha subsp. ruderalis, 2677 nucleotides long. Lineage: Eukaryota; Viridiplantae; Streptophyta; Marchantiopsida; Marchantiales; Marchantiaceae. The record is from the annotation of a GenBank genome assembly.